Cynara cardunculus var. scolymus (artichoke) is the source of this 3752-nucleotide messenger RNA. RefSeq names its product cellulose synthase-like protein D3. NCBI's taxonomy places the organism in Eukaryota, Viridiplantae, Streptophyta, Magnoliopsida, Asterales, Asteraceae. The record is from RefSeq and is a predicted model, not a curated record. Gene Ontology annotation, molecular function: mannan synthase activity; cellulose synthase (UDP-forming) activity. Gene Ontology annotation, biological process: plant-type primary cell wall biogenesis; cellulose biosynthetic process. The transcript is spliced from 3 exons. Gene Ontology annotation, cellular component: trans-Golgi network; plasma membrane. Bases 206 to 3634 code for a protein of 1142 amino acids.
AUGACAGCUUUCAUUUCUUCACCUUAUUAGCAGCUUCCCUUCUUCAGAUUUAGAUCCAACUCCAUUUAAACCCUAAUUUUUCAUCACUGUUCUUCAUCUCUGCAUUUCCAACAAGUGGGUUUUCUUUCAAGAAAUCUUUCUCAGUUUAGUCAAUUCCGUGCUGACAUUACUGUUAACUCUUCUUAGAUCCAAGUUUUUUUCAAAAAUGGCGUCGAAAUCAUUCAAGGGUUCUCGUUCUAAUCUUUCUAUAAGCUCCGAUGCUACCGAUUCACAGAAUAACAAACCCCCUUUACCGCCGACGGUCACCUUCGCUCGCCGGACUUCGUCGGGGAGAUAUGUUAAUUACUCAAGAGACGAUCUUGAUAGUGAGCUCGGAAGUCAAGAUUUCUUGAAUUACACUGUCCACCUGCCGCCGACGCCGGAUAAUCAGCCGAUGGAUGCGAUUUCGCAGAAAGUUGAAGAACAGUAUGUUUCAAGUUCACUUUUCACCGGUGGAUUCAAUGCUGUUACUCGAGCUCAUCUGAUGGAUAAAGUGAUCGAUUCCGAGAUCAGUCAUCCGCAAAUGGCGGGUGCUAAAGGAUCUUCGUGUUCGGUUCCGGGUUGCGAUGCGAAUGUGAUGAGCGAUGAACGAGGAUCCGAUAUCCUUCCGUGCGAAUGCGAUUUCAAGAUUUGUAGGGAUUGUUAUCUGGAUGCCAUUAAGACAGGUGAUGGGAUCUGUCCAGGUUGUAAAGAGCUGUAUAAGACGACUGAUUUGGAUGAAUUGGUGGUGGAAAAUGGUGUUAGGCCGCUGCCAUUGCCGCCACUGGCAGGGAUGUCGAAACCGGAGAGGAGGUUGUCGUUGAUGAAGUCGACGAAAUCGGUGUUGAUGAGGAGUCAGACGGGGGAUUUUGAUCAUAACAGAUGGCUGUUUGAAACUAGUGGGACUUAUGGGUAUGGGAAUGCAAUAUGGCCGAAGGAGGGUGUAAUUGAGAACGGAAAAGAUAACGAUCACGUCGAGUCUUUAGAAAUGAUGAAUAAGCCAUGGAGACCGCUCACUCGGAAGUUAAGGAUCCCGGCUGCAAUUUUGAGCCCGUAUCGGCUUCUUAUUCUUGUGCGAAUGGUUGUUCUUGUGUUCUUCUUGGCAUGGAGGAUCAACCACCCAAACAACGAAGCAAUCUGGCUAUGGGGAAUGUCGGUAGUUUGUGAACUAUGGUUUGCCUUCUCUUGGGUUCUUGACCAAAUGCCGAAGCUCAACCCUGUCAACCGAGCCACGGAUCUUAAUGUUUUGAAAGAAAAAUUCGAAUUACCAACCCUAAACAACCCUACCGGGAAGUCCGAUCUUCCAGGCAUCGAUAUCUUUGUGUCCACCGCAGAUCCCGAGAAGGAACCGCCACUCGUUACUGCAAACACCAUUUUAUCGAUUUUAGCCGCUGAUUAUCCGGUUGAGAAGCUGGCCUGCUAUGUUUCCGAUGAUGGUGGUGCACUCUUGACCUUCGAAGCCAUGGCGGAAGCUGCAAGCUUUGCUAACAUGUGGGUCCCGUUUUGCCGGAAACAUAAUAUCGAGCCUAGGAACCCAGAAUCGUAUUUCAAUCUAAAGAGGGAUCCUUAUAAGAACAAGGUGAAAUCGGAUUUUGUCAAGGAUCGUAGAAGGGUAAAACGAGAGUUUGAUGAGUUUAAGGUUCGCAUCAACGGUCUUCCGGACUCCAUUCGUCGUCGGUCUGAUGCGUAUCAUGCACGCGAGGAGAUAAAGGCUAUGAAACAACAGAGACAAAAGAGGGACGAUGAACCUUUGGAGAGCGUCAAGGUUCAAAAAGCGACGUGGAUGGCAGACGGAACUCAUUGGCCCGGGACUUGGUUGACUACGGCACCGGAACACUCGAAAGGCGAUCAUUCGGGAAUCAUUCAGGUGAUGUUAAAACCUCCAAGUGAUGAUCCAUUACAAGGUACAGAAGAUGAUGCCGGGAUGCUCGAUUUCUCAGACGUCGACAUCCGUCUUCCGAUGCUCGUUUACGUAUCUCGAGAAAAGCGUCCAGGAUACGAUCACAACAAGAAAGCGGGGGCCAUGAACGCACUUGUCCGAGCCUCUGCAAUCAUGUCAAACGGUCCAUUCAUUCUGAAUCUCGACUGUGAUCAUUACAUCUAUAACUCUCAGGCCAUGAGAGAAGGGAUGUGUUUCAUGAUGGAUCGAGGUGGCGAUCGGAUUUGCUACGUCCAGUUCCCGCAAAGAUUCGAGGGUAUCGAUCCGUCUGAUCGUUACGCCAACCAUAAUACCGUUUUCUUUGACGGAAACAUGCGAGCCCUUGACGGGCUCCAGGGUCCUGUCUAUGUUGGAACCGGAUGCUUAUUUCGCAGAAUUGCGCUCUACGGGUUCGAUCCACCUCGAACCAAAGAGCACCACGCGAGUUUCUGUAGCUGCUGUACGGGUCGUAAAAAGGUCAAAUUUAGCACGCCGGAAGAGAAUCGAGCUCUAAGAAUGGGUGAUUCCGAUGAAGAAGACAUGAAUCUUUCUCUUGCUCCUAGGAAAUUCGGAAACUCGACUCUCUUAAUUGAUUCCAUUCCCGUGGCAGAGUUCCAAGGCCGUCCCCUUGCAGACCAUCCGGCUGUCAAGAACGGCCGCCCACCCGGAGCUCUAACCAUCCCUCGGGAGCUUCUCGAUGCAUCCACCGUUGCUGAAGCCAUAAGCGUGAUCUCGUGCUGGUACGAGGAUAAAACCGAAUGGGGACAACGUGUCGGGUGGAUCUACGGAUCCGUAACCGAAGACGUCGUCACCGGCUAUAGAAUGCACAAUCGCGGAUGGAAAUCGGUGUAUUGCGUCACAAAGCGUGACGCUUUCCGUGGUACAGCCCCGAUCAAUUUAACCGAUCGACUUCAUCAAGUUCUCCGGUGGGCUACCGGUUCCGUCGAGAUCUUCUUUUCACGUAACAACGCGCUUUUAGCAAGCUCAAGAAUGAAGAUUUUACAACGAAUCGCGUAUCUGAACGUCGGUAUUUAUCCGUUCACAUCCAUCUUCUUGAUCGUCUACUGCUUUCUUCCGGCGCUUUCGCUCUUUUCCGGCCAGUUCAUCGUGCAAACCCUGAACGUCACAUUUCUCGUGUAUUUACUGAUCAUAACUCUAACGAUCGUCAUGCUCGCUGUUCUUGAAGUGAAGUGGUCAGGAAUUGAGCUAGAAGAGUGGUGGAGAAACGAACAGUUUUGGUUGAUCGGAGGAACCAGUGCGCAUUUAGCCGCUGUUCUUCAGGGUCUUCUGAAAGUGGUGGCCGGAAUUGAGAUCUCCUUCACGCUGACGUCAAAAUCCGGCGGAGAUGAUGAAGAUGACGAGUUUGCAGAUCUUUACGUGGUGAAAUGGACAUCGUUGAUGAUUCCACCGAUAACGAUAAUGAUGGUGAACUUGAUCGCGAUAGCUGUAGGGUUUAGUCGGACGAUUUACAGUACGAUUCCGCAAUGGAGUCGUCUGCUUGGUGGGGUGUUCUUCAGCUUUUGGGUGUUGGCUCAUUUGUAUCCAUUUGCAAAAGGGUUGAUGGGAAGAAGGGGAAGAACACCGACGAUUGUGUUUGUGUGGUCGGGAUUGAUUGCGAUCACGAUAUCGCUUUUGUGGGUGGCCAUUAAUCCUCCACAAGGCCAGAAUCAGAUCGGAGGAUCGUUUCAGUUCCCGUAAAACGCCAUUCAUUUAUAUUAUAUAUUCUUCAUUGUCAAGAUGGCAAACGCCAUUGAUUUAUAUUCUUGAUGGCAAACGCCAUUUUUUGUAUCCAAAUUUCUUCGUUUGUAGCUUUUUC